Molecule: messenger RNA, 420 nt
Organism: Ectocarpus sp. CCAP 1310/34
Lineage: Eukaryota; Phaeophyceae; Ectocarpales; Ectocarpaceae
Source: the annotation of a GenBank genome assembly
AUGUUGAAGGGCGGUCGGUAUCGUGCGGUGGCUCACUUGCCCACGUCCAUCAUCGGCUGGGUGAUCGGGCACAAGGGCUGCAACGCGCGCAUGCUUAAGCAGCAGACAGGCACAGAGCUCUGGGUGGAUGUUCCCGGGCAGUGUGUGAUUAUUGAGUCGAGGGCCAUCCAGGAGUUGGAGGGGGCCAUGGAAACCGUCAACAACUUCGUCAAAACGGCUCCCACGUUUAUUGCCAAGGCCCAGUCGACCAGCGGCGGGGGCGUCACGCAGACCGUUCAGUGCCCGGUUCACCUGCUGCCGUCCAUCCAAAGGCUCAGCCGCAAGAUACAGGCUGAGAGCGGCGCCAACUGCGUGUUCGCAAACUGCAAGGUCAGGCCCUUUCAACAACUCAACCCCAACCCUAAACCUAUCUCACCCUAG